CCGCACCCUCCGAAACGAAUCGUUUCCCGAGUAUACCUACCACGAUGCUCGCACAGCGCCAGAUCGCUCGCGCUGCGCAGCGCUAUACAGCGCAAUUCCGUGCCCAAGCUCAGCGUCGUUUCGCCAGCACCCAAGAGAACGAGUUCAUCCGCGAGCGCCGCCACGUCAAGGAGCACGCUGGCGCCACCACUGAGCUGUGGCGCAAGAUCUCCCUUUACGCCGUUCCCCCCGCCCUACUCCUCGCUGGCCUCAACGCCUACAAUCUCUGGAACGAGCAUUGGGAGCACUGGUCUCACAUGCCUCCUCUCGAGGAGCGCGUCGAGUACCCCUACCAGAACAUUCGCACCCGGAACUUCCCCUGGGGUGACGGUGACAAGACCCUUUUCUGGAACGACAACGUCAACUACCACAACAAGGACAAGAGCACGUAAAUGGGCUGAUCCAUCUGUCCGUCGGAUGGGGGGUUGGGGUUGUCCCAUGUAUACAGGGAGCGAGUAGACGAUUGAGAACGGACAGGCAUUCUGUACAUGUUUCCUAGAGUUAAAGAAUUG
Canariomyces notabilis is the source of this 551-nucleotide messenger RNA. RefSeq names its product mitochondrial cytochrome c oxidase subunit VIa. Lineage: Eukaryota; Fungi; Ascomycota; Sordariomycetes; Sordariales; Chaetomiaceae. The record is from RefSeq and is a predicted model, not a curated record. The coding region runs from base 45 to 431 and encodes 128 amino acids. Gene Ontology annotation, cellular component: mitochondrial inner membrane. Gene Ontology annotation, molecular function: enzyme regulator activity. Gene Ontology annotation, biological process: mitochondrial electron transport, cytochrome c to oxygen. The transcript is spliced from 5 exons.